CCGAAACCGAUUGCCUGGUGGGGGGCUCUCCGUUUCACUGCGAUCUCACCCCCCCGCCUCCAAUGAGUUAAGCAAGCGACUCGAGUCACACUUUCCGCUGCAAGCGCGUUGGCGGACAUCGCUGCAAUCGACCAGGAUUUCCUUUGUUUCGCCGAUGCGUACGUCAGGCAGGUGUUCUCCAGCGCUCCGGAUGCCAAGGUGAUCUUGGGCCAGGAGUUGAGCACGCUGACUUUCCCGCUCAUCCUGCAGAAAUUUGUCGCCGCGUUCCAGGACAUGGCGCCACAGGCCAUGUCGUUCAUUCAGGCGAUGGCCUGCAGUACAGAGCUAAUCGCCAAGGACCACGCAAUGACGGCAUAUACGACAUUUGUCAGGGGUGAGUUAUCGAAGAGCAAGCAUGGCUUGAACGACGGUGCCUUCGACGCUGUGAACAGCGCAGCGAAGGAAACGGUGAAGGCCGAUUUCGAUCAGAUGCUCAUCUUUGGAGGUGACGUCGUGAGACGGGACAUUUGGAAGAGCAUUGAGGAUAGCUUGGAAGAUUUGCAAACGACCCUCCGCGCUGAGAAUGAACGAUUACUCGGACAGGGGCUUGUCGCUUUUGCAGGUGUUGCGUUGCUCGGCGUAUGUUUCUUUAUGGUCGACCGUGCUAGCGACAUUGUUUGCGAUUGGUGGCUGCAGACGUGCGUCGAUCUAAGCAAGCUGAUGUGCCUAGGCUACUGCAGCAUUCUUGUCUACAUUGUCCUGCAGGUGUACCGCCUGGGCAGCGACAGCGGGAAGCUUUCAGUAGCUAGCGCAAUCGCGGAGAUGUGCAAGGAAAUGGUUAGAUUGCUUAUUGUGUACGGAGAUGCAGCGAAGUGUUUCAAGCUUACAGAUGUGCCAGCCCUUGCAAGAAUUGCCCUCGCCUCCUUGGGGGCACGGCCAUGCCAAGAGAAGAAGUCCAAUUGAACUCCUGUCGAGCAUUUGCAUCGUGCCUUCGAUGAUGGUGGCACCGUUCGUCAGACAAGGGGUCGUGAUGAGCGAAAGAAGGUGGGCCAUUCUGAAAAGGGAAUCAUCUUGAACCUUGCGCACCCCGAUUUGGGACAUGUUAUCUGUUGGCGACGUUUCACAU
Prorocentrum cordatum is the source of this 1105-nucleotide messenger RNA. The record is from the annotation of a GenBank genome assembly. NCBI's taxonomy places the organism in Eukaryota, Dinophyceae, Prorocentrales, Prorocentraceae.